Molecule: messenger RNA, 861 nt
Organism: Penicillium maclennaniae
Lineage: Eukaryota; Fungi; Ascomycota; Eurotiomycetes; Eurotiales; Aspergillaceae
Exons: 2
Coding region: 1-861 (286 amino acids)
Source: RefSeq, a predicted model, not a curated record
AUGCUUCCCGCUCGCUUACGCCGUCUGUUCAGUAAUGGGCAGUCCAACGACCGCAACGAAGAUGCAUCCACACGCCAACCCGAAGCAUUAUCAGAUGGCGGGGCAUUCUACCCCAGCUUGUGGGAUGUGCUUAAGACGCGAUAUAUGCUUCAGUGGAAAGCCUUUCAACAAAGUCUUCCCGCAGAAUUGGUCGAUGCGAUUAUCGAUGCCGCCGAGUAUUGGCCCUCAACAGAACGCCGAAUGGAAGGUGUCAGGAGAAUUGCGAACGAUCGGGACCAGGUUUUGUUGAAGACUAUACCCCUCUGCUAUGACAGAAAGAGACUAGAGCAAUCCGAACCUUUCAAACCGCUCCCCCACCGCACUCUACACCCCUGCCGGAAGAUAGUCUUCCGCAUUUCCUCGCAUGACCAAGGUCACGGCCCGAUCCGUGAGAAUAUGUACGAAACCUCCUGGACUUGGUUCGACACUGAAGUCAUCAAGGCUGCGCACACAAGGAACAUGUACACCGACGGUAUUGAGCAGGAGAUCCUGGAUAAUGAGCGCGGACAAGAGAAGAAACACUAUGCUCCUGACAACGAUCUGCUUCUUCCAGGUAACAACCGGUUAAAAGUCAACGGCUCCCGGGUGUCGGAGCCACAAGAUUCGGUCAUUACUUGGCAUUAUUUGGACGAAGUUCAACCGGAGUCAGAGAAGGCUUAUGAGAUUGAGAGGCUUGAGGGUCGUGGUCGGUUUACUUUGGAUGGACAUGGCGUGAGGGAGCUGGAGGUUGGGGACUCACUUGCUUUAUGGGCUCGGGCCCGAUUUCCAGGAUGGAGCAAUCAUGUGGAUUUUGCGAGUGUUCGAGUCUUCUGGGCUGUUUGA